Molecule: messenger RNA, 3207 nt
Organism: Coregonus sp. 'balchen'
Lineage: Eukaryota; Metazoa; Chordata; Actinopteri; Salmoniformes; Salmonidae
Source: the annotation of a GenBank genome assembly
AUGUCACAUGUAGCAUACAUCAGUGUGUUUUACUCUUCUCCCACCCAUCUCACUGUAGGCAUGGAACCCUGGCUGAGGAAUUUACUGAUUCUUGCUGCAUGUUGUUAUGGUAUGAUAAUAUUAUUUUCCUAAUUUACUGUCUUUGCUCCCAUCCCUUUCUUUUUUCUAACAUAUUUUUCAGUAUAACACUACCAGUAUUCAUUUAAUAUGUCUAUCUUUCAUCUAUCAAGUGUGGUCCCGUGUUGCUCAGUUAUAGAGUAUGGUGCUUGCAACACCAGGGUUGUGGGUUAGAAUCCCACGGGGGACCAGCAUGAAAAAGUACAAAAAUGUAUGCACUCACUACUGUAAGUCGCUCUGGAUAAGUCUGCUAAAUGAAUGAAUUUAAAAUGUAUAUCAUGUUGCUUGAUACUUUUCUCAUUCCUUUCCAGAAUGCAGAGGAGAAGACACAGUCACCCAGCCUCCAGGAGAUGUGAUCGCUACUGAGGGAGGACAGGUCACAUUGGACUGUCAAUUUGAUGCAGUUAAUAUUAAUAAUAUCUACCUGUUCUGGUACAAGCAUAAAGUAAAUGGCUUCCCAAAGUUCAUGCUGGGUCGCUUUCCUUUUGGAAGUGCAAAUGCCACUGAGUUCAAGGAGAGAUUUGAUGCCCAUCUAGAUAAAGACUCCAAAUCAGUCCCCUUGACGAUCCAGAGGGUGCAGCUGUCUGACUCUGCUGUGUACUACUGUGCUCUGAAGCCCACUGUGACAACAGGAUAUACAGCCCCCUUACAAAAACAUACUGAGCUACACAAUGACAAUACACCUGUCUGUACAGUAUUCAACACCACUUUGAAAUUGACACAGCAACCUUCUCACUACCUUCCUGAUACUACCAAGACUAGUGGUAGCAGAUGAUGAUAAUCAUAGUGAUGAUGAUGAUGAUGAUUAUACGGUAAGUCAUUGUUGAUGCCAAUAGAGCUCCCUCUUCCAAAUCAGCUCUAAUUGUAGAUGUAAGAGACAGUAAAAUUCCAUUGACAUAUCUCAUGGAUUAGAACAUAUACAGCUAGUAGUGUCUGACUAGAUUAAUUCAGGUGAAAAAUAUAUACUCAGUAUAUAUAUACUCAGUAUUGUGUAGAUUAAUGUAAAAGCCAGCAUCAACCACAAGGGGGCCACAGUACCAAGUGAGUGUUGCUUUCCACUCUGAAAUGACUUGUCUAUUUGAACAGCCCCUCUGUUCUGUGCUGCAUGGUCUAGGCCUGUGCUGCUACAAAGACAGGAAUCAAGAGAGCACACCAGUUUCUAUAUUGUAACAUCAAUUUGUUUGGUCUUUGUAUCAUAUGAUAAGUAUGGGACAUUGGCUGUGUACUUCUGUUGUUCUUGCUGCACUCCUCUUUGGUAGGAUAUGGCUCUCAUUAUCUUUUUCUCAAUACUCUGAUGUUACUGGAAUCCUGACAUUUAUCACAAAGGUAUUCUUCUUUGUUUCCAGAGUGCAGAGGAGCAGACAGUGUUAGUCAGUCAAAGAGAGAAGUGACUGCUUAUGAAGAAGAACACGUCUCUCAACUGUGACUGGUUGCAUCACCGCCUGGUAUGGCAACUGCUUGGCAUCCUGACUGGUUGCAUCACCGCCUGGUAUGGCAACUGCUUGGCCUCUGACCGCAAGGCACUACAGAGGGUAGUGCGUACGGCCCAGUACAUCACAGGGGCAAAGCUCCCUGCCAUCCAGGACCUCUAUACCAGGCGGUGUCAGAGGAAGGCCCUCAAAAUUGUCAAAGACUCCAGUCACCCUAGUCAUAGACUGUUCUCUCUGCUACCGCACGGCAAGCGGUACCGGAGUGCCAAGUCUAGGUCCAAAAGACUUCUCAACAGCUUCUACCCCCAAGCCAUAAGACUCCUGAACAGCUAAUCAUGGCUACCCGGACUAUUUGCACUGCCCCCCCACCCCAUACUUUUUACGCUGCUGCUACUCUGUUAAGUAUUUAUGCAUAGUCACUUUAACUCUACCCACAUGUACAUAUUACCUCAACUACCUCAACUAGCCGGUGCCCCCGCACAUUGACUAUGCAACGGUACCCCCCUGUAUAUAUAGCCUCCCUACUGUCACUUUAUUCUAUUGUAUAUAUAGCCUCCCUACUGUCACUUUAUUUUUACUUCUGCUCUUUUUUUCUCAACACUUUUUUUGUUGUUGUUUUAUUCUUACUUUUUUUGUUUAAAAUAAAUGCACUGUUGGUUAAGGGCUGUAAGUAAGCAUUUCACUGUAAUGUCUGCACCUGUUGUAUUCGGCGCAUGUGACCAAUAAAAUUUGAUUUGAUUUGAUUUGAUUUGAUUUGACUACAACACCAGUUUAUCAGCUCCAUCUCUCUUCUGGUACGUUCAAUCCACAAACAAUUACCCUGAAUGUGUUUUGUGGAAAGAUGUCAUUGGAUCAGGGGAUUUUGAUGAUAAAUUCAAGGAGAGAUUUGAUGCCCAUCUCAGUUCCAUCACCAAAUCAGUCCUCUUGACGAUCUAGAGGGUACAGCUGUCUGAUUCUGCUGUGUACUACUGUGCUUUGCGGCCCACUGUGUAUCCUUGGCACGAGUGUAUCCUUGGCACGAGUGUAGAAAAAAUGCAAGCCUUACUUAUGUGGUGGGUGUGACGUAACCAGGGCUGUACACCUCACACAGUGACACACAGAAGAACAUUUAAGAGGAGAGUGAAUGCAUGCAAACAUCAGCCUGAAGAUGGAGAAAUCAAUCAGUUUAUUGAUCAUUCUGAUUAUGGCUACAGGUAAACAAUACCUAAACAUUUGAAAUCCUUGCAUCCUUAUAAUCAGAUUAUUAUUAUGGUAUUGGUAGGAAAACAUUUAUAUUAAAGUCAUUUAAAUGUUAAUAAUAAGCAUGAGUUUCCAAUCAUCUUUUAUUAUCAAUUUUUCCUCUGCAGGAAUGGUAUCUGGAGAUAGUGUGACUCCUGACAAGGAGGAGUACACCCCCACUGAGGGAUCAUCAGUGACUAUGAGCUGUACAUAUAAAACAAGCAGCGAUGAUAUUUACCUUUACUGGUACCGGCAUUAUUCUAACCAGGCUCCUCAGUUUCUACUGUAUAAAGGUGCCAGAUCAUACAGCGGUGUUGACCAUAUUCCUGAUAAGAGAUAUAAAUCCAAAACGUCUCAGACAUCAACUGAACUGGUUAUAACAAGCCUAACCCUGGCAGACACAGCUCUCUACUACUGUGCUCUCAGGGAUUAUACCCAGUGA